Molecule: messenger RNA, 2271 nt
Organism: Capronia epimyces CBS 606.96
Lineage: Eukaryota; Fungi; Ascomycota; Eurotiomycetes; Chaetothyriales; Herpotrichiellaceae
Exons: 3
Coding region: 1-2271 (756 amino acids)
Molecular function (GO): copper ion binding; oxidoreductase activity
Source: RefSeq, a predicted model, not a curated record
AUGGGCAUCACCUCCGUCGCUCUGUGGGUUGUUCUUGUCUUCGUCGCCUCAAUACAGGCCCUCCCCGAAGGACGAGGACCCAGAUACUUUGGCCUCCCAUUUGGCCUCCCAUUCGAGCCAGCCGGGAGACCGCAUCCCGGCUUCUUUCCCACCGGACAUUCGAGUCCCAGGCUCUUUCCCACGAGUCCGGCUCACCCAUUCUUUCCGGGCCACGGGCGCCCUCCUCCAGUACCUGUACCUGGACGCGGGCCCAAGCCUUCUCAGAGCCCCGUCUCCUAUUCGGGUGCGCCCAUCAUCGGCACGGCCAGUCUGCCUGCAUCGCUUUCAACUGUCGUCUUCCCGUCAAACCUUCCGACAGCGGGCUUCCCAAAGCAGUCGUCGGGGUCAUCUCUCGGAAUCAAUGCUCUGCCACAGAGCAAGACCAACGGCAACUCCCUGCUCGGGACAUUCGCUGCUCCAAAAUACCCACAAUUCAUCGGUCAGUCUUCAGGUGGCGGUACAGGGUUUCCACCAGGUACAGGCAGCUUUCCAUGGGGCAACCGAACAGCGAACGGCACCAAUCCGUAUCGAUCAGCCCCCUCGACGGGCGUGGUCCGCUCAUACAAUUUCGUCAUCGCCAGAGGCACAAUCGCUCCUGACGGGGUUGAGCGCAGCGGACUGUUGAUCAACGGGGGCUUCCCUGGGCCCACGAUCGAAGCAAACUGGGGGGAUACGAUUGAAGUGACGGUCAGCAACCGCAUCACCGGGCCAGAGGAGGGUACAUCCUUGCACUGGCACGGCAUGUUGCAAAAAGGGACACCAUUCGAAGACGGUGUGCCGGGCAUCACCCAGUGCCCCAUCGCUCCCGGAGAAACGUUUACCUACUCAUUCAACGCUGACUUGUACGGCACGACGUGGUACCAUUCGCACUACAGCGCUCAGUAUGCCGGUGGUGUGUUCGGCGCCAUGAUCAUCCACGGGCCAGUCAACGCGCAAUACGAUCAAGACCUGGGCCCGGUGCUGCUGACGGACUACUACCACAAGGACUACGACACGAUUGUAGAGGAGGUCAUGGGCACCGAUCUCAGCCUCAUCGCGCCUAGCUCCGUCAACAACCUCAUCAACGGGAAGGGGGUAUAUGACUGUACGCUGGUGUCCAAUGUCACCUGCACCCCCAAUGCAGGACUAUCCAAAUUUCAGUUCACGUCAGGCCAGUCGUAUCGACUCCGCCUGAUCAACGCGGGAGCCGAGGGCCUGCAACGGUUCAGCAUCGACAACCACGUCCUGACCGUGAUCGCUUACGACCUGGUCCCCAUCGAGCCGUACACCACCACGGUCGUGACGUUGGGGAUUGGCCAGCGCGCCGACGUGAUUGUUCACGCCAACGGGUCCAGCAGCGACCUGGUGUGGAUGCGAUCGACCAUCAGCUCGUACUGUUCCGUCGCCAGCCAGCCCGACGGCUUGGCCAUCAUCUACUACCAGGAUGCAAAUACUACCGCUGCCACCACCAACUCCAGCACCAACAGCACCACUACCACCACCACCGCAGAGCCGACAUCGACGGCGUGGCCGAUCGACGACACAAGUUGCGGCAACGACGCCCUCGCCGAGACGGUUCCAUACUACGCCAUCACGCCGCCGUCGACCAACACGAGUGCCACCGUCCAGGUCGCUCUGAACUUCGAGAUCAAUUCGACAGGUCACUUCUUGUGGACCAUGGAUGGGUCGAGCUUCCGCGUCGACUACAACGACCCGGUGCUGAUGCUGGCCGAUGCCGGCAACGACUCGUACCCCUACGACCCCGAGUGGAACGUGUACGACUUCGGCAGCAACAAGAGCUUCAUCGUCGUCAUCAACAAUGAAACUCCGGUUGCCCACCCCAUGCACAUCCACGGCCACAACAUGUUCGUCUUGAACGAGGGGUUGGGCUCGUGGGACGGCUCCGUCGUCAAUCCAACUAACCCGACCCGGCGUGAUGUGCAGAUGCUCCAGCCGUACGGCUACAUGGCCAUGCAGAUCGACGCCGACAACCCGGGCGUCUGGCCGUUCCACUGUCAUAUUGCCUGGCACGUCAGUGGUGGGCUUUAUGUCAAUAUCUUGGAACACCCGGAGCUCAUCCCCUCUGCCAUCGAGAUUCCAUCCAGCGUCAACGACCUGUGUACCUCAUGGGGCUCCUUCACCGCCCAAGGCCCCAUCGAUCAGAUCGAUUCGGGAUUGCGCAGACGCAAGCGCAGGCAGCGUGGUACGGAGUGGCCACGCAAGUUCUCGAACCCGCUCCGGCGGACCUUGUAG